AUGGCACUCCAUUGCAGAGAGGAGACUAGCCUGCACUUUCUGGAAACCCAUUCCCACGACACUUCUGUUUCCACUCUUAAAAUACUUUAUGAAGAGCGGCUUUUGAGAGCCAAACCAGGCUUGGAACUAGGAGAGAUGAACAAGCAAGCUCCUCUGGACCUCACUGUUCCAAUUCCUCGUGUCGAAGAAAUCGUUAAGGGCAAAGGUUCAGACAUCGAAGUUCUUGUCCUCAUCGAAGCCGAGGUCGCUGUCCCAGGCCUGGAAGUCCAAGGCAGAGAAGAGAUUCUUCAUGGAGGCCACAGCCAAGUUAAGAGAAAGGACUUUGGCUUCAGAAGAGUAGGCGGAAGCAGGGAACUCAGAUACAAAUUUUGCUUUGUGUACCUUGUUACACAAUCAAGGCAACCUCCCGUUCAAACGAAUAAUGGAUACUAUUCGGUGGCUGUUAAUUAUAAGCCUCGUCUCAUCAUCCUCAGGAUUCAAUCUGCUGUGUCUGGUAAUCCAGCUUCCAUGGGUAUUCACAAUAUGAAGGCAUGA
Messenger RNA from Coccidioides immitis RS, 534 nucleotides. RefSeq lists its product as uncharacterized. The coding region runs from base 1 to 534 and encodes 177 amino acids. The record is from RefSeq and is a predicted model, not a curated record. NCBI's taxonomy places the organism in Eukaryota, Fungi, Ascomycota, Eurotiomycetes, Onygenales, Onygenaceae. The transcript is spliced from 4 exons.